GAAUCUAAUAUUGUAAAUGCAAUGGUGAAACGAGGUCGAGUUUAUUGUUUAUCGACGCAAUUAUAUUUUUACGCAUAUUGAAACUGUUGAACUAAACCGGAAGAAGAUAUUGGAAACAAAUCUUAAUGUUGCGUGUACGUCUAUUUAAUCAUCGAAAUGUCGUACCUGGGAUUCACUGAAUUGAAGAAUUGCGUUUUACAUCAGUUAUUCAAAUUCUUGAUAUGUGAUCAUUCAAAUAGCAUACGAUAACAGGAGUAGAAUAUAAAACUGAUGUGGACAAUGAAUAUGGUCAACAGGUUAUUCAAACUCAAAAAUACGUACAGGAUAAGCUAAUGAUUCAUAACAGACAUCUCGGAUUCUAAGCCAAGAUCACGAUCGUGAUAGAGAUAAUUGGUUCAAGUCGAGUCACGCGUGUCAUCUUGUUUUCCAUACAGACACAGGAGACAAUGACUCCCAAGGAGGGUCCGUUGCAGUGAUCAAAGCAAGAUCGUCGUAGGCACUACAGGGAUCCGCUAUGCUAUAAGUGAAUCCCAAUCUGGUAGAUAAAAACACUUUUCAGUCACACAAUGCACAAGCUGACGAAAAAGACAAGAUACCUCAUCCGCGCUCUAGGGAUUCUGUCAGUAUCAUUUUCAGUGCCACUUAUCGUGAUAUUUCUCCUUUUUUACACUGAUCCUUACCAGGCCCUCGGACAGUUUAUCCGUACCACCUGUACCGUACAGAAAAGUUUUUACUCGAGCUGCCCACUGUUGUGCAAGUGUCCAAAACACUGCGAGAGAUUCUUCCCCUGUCUUGUGGUAGUGGUGCAGUACGAGGACAGGCAAAAUAGACUAGUACAGAAUGCUUCGAUGUUCAAGGAUUAUUUCAGUUAUGACUUGGUGAAACGAAGACGGUCAGAAUCUUUUGGCGAAGCUGAUGGCUUUCUGAAGCAUUGCUCCAAUACCCCUAAGCUAUGUUCGGCCUCGGACUCGGCCAACAACGAUACUGUCCGGGAAUAUCAAAACAUAAAUGGAAUGAAAGACAAAGAAUUGACUUGCUAUUAUAAUCCAGCAGUUAACAGGACUGAGACAGUUUUAGAAAUCACGGAUGCUGCGUUCUUUGUAAAUGUACUUUUCUGGUCAACUCUCUUGCUUUGUAUCGGUAUAACGUGCCUUAUUCUCGGACCCGGAACAUUCAAGCGAAUUUACGUCCCCGACUUUUGUCCGAUCGAUCGAGGAAAAGAUGUCGGACAAAAGCGAGAAGUCGGAGGAAAUAUGGAGGAAAAUGUAUGGUUUACUAUGGCAGAUACAACAACAGCAAACGGAAUGGAUAAUACGGGCUAUACUGACUCAGACAACAGUGAAAGGAGGCCAAGUAUAUUUGCCUGAUAUCCUCAGUGUAUUUUUGCAUAAAAUGAUGUACAUGGAUAAAAGUAGGAUAUGGAUGUGAAACAAGAGUGUCGUUGGUUGUUACACUCCAAAAUUAAAAGAAAAACAGCC
Owenia fusiformis is the source of this 1478-nucleotide messenger RNA. Lineage: Eukaryota; Metazoa; Annelida; Polychaeta; Sabellida; Oweniidae. The record is from the annotation of a GenBank genome assembly.